Molecule: messenger RNA, 1650 nt
Organism: Klebsormidium nitens
Lineage: Eukaryota; Viridiplantae; Streptophyta; Klebsormidiophyceae; Klebsormidiales; Klebsormidiaceae
Source: the annotation of a GenBank genome assembly
CUGAUGUUAAGCCUGUACGACCGGACUUUUAGGGCGCAUCCAAACUCCAUCAAUUUUGCGCCGGCCAGCUGUCUCAUGCCAUUGGCAUUGGUCCUCGAGCCUAUUAAAGGUCCAGGAACAGCUUCAAAGUCUUCAGAUUGUGUAGAUUUGAUUUCAACAGCAAUCCAUCAAGAGAACGCUGCACACAAUCAGCCUGGCGCUGCAUCUGUUAUGAGCCGCAGGCGCCCUCUCCCCUCUAGCCUCUAGGAUCGAAGUCCCUGCUGCGGGGUCCGGAAGCGGAGCCUUCAGAUCGUGGCUUCCUGCGCACCUCCUGGGUCGGCCAUAUUGUCCACUCAGACUGCACGAUUGCAGCCAUUGUUUCAGUUGCAAAAGAAGAAGGUGGCCCAGAAUUUGGGAGACCAGUGUUGGAACAACAUGGCCACUUGUCAGAUUGUCCACCCAUCCGCAACCCUGAGCCAAACGAGGCUCUGUUCACUCCACAAUCCAACAGCAUUGCAUUCUACUAGGUUAUUCUCGUCGCCCCAUCUUUCCAGUUGCCUGGUUCUCCCAGCAGAAGGACCAUCAUCUUUGCAAUUGCCUCAUUUAGCGGUGGCUCGGGCAUAUUCUGUUGCACGGAAGACCACUAGACCGGCACUAGGAAAGACUGGGACAAGCUGGCGGCCAGUGACAGCAUUCGCUCCUUCUCUCCCAACACGUUUCCAAGUAGCUCGCAAUUGCGCGGGCAGGAUCAAGCGUAGGCAUGCCGAGAUCCAUCAUUCAAAUGAGCGCGGCCUGGUCUGCCGAGCCUCGUUCAGCUGGCGCGACUCAGGCGAUUCGGAAGAGGAAGAGUGCGACGAGAAUGGCAUCUGCACCCCAGCUGGUAUGAAGGUGUUUGACGAUGGGAGGCAACUGUUCAACCAGCGGGAGUUCUACAAGUGUCAUGACGUCCUUGAGGAGCUGUGGCAUGUAUCUCCGGAGCCGCAACGCUCCGUGUUGCAUGGGAUCUUGCAGUGCGCCGUGGGACUGUACCACCUGCAGAACCAGAACCAUAGGGGUGCGCUCAUCCAGUUUGGAGAGGGUCUCCACAAGCUCCGGCGGCAGCAGUUGCGGGACGGGCCGCUGUUCGACUUUGAGCAAGGCAUGUCUGCGCUGCUGGAGUUCGUGUACAACACUCAAAUUGAGCAUGCCGCCUGCGACGAGGAGACGUGCGCCCCAAUGACAGGGGACGAUGAGUCGUACAGGUUGCUGGGAAACUUCGGUGCUGGCCAGCCGAUGUACACGAUCGAGGAAGGCCGUGAUGGUUGUAUAUACCUCCACUUUAACUCGGCUCGGCAGGAAAAGCUGGUAGCCCAGGGCUUCGAGCAACAGCGAGUUGUCCUGCCGGUGCUGGAAGUCACCGAAGCCGAUCUUCUCGAGUUAAGUUGCAGAUGAUAAGGCCAUGGGUUUCGGAAGGUUAUGUGCACGUGUGCACGCCAGUACUUUAGUCGAAUAUAGACUCAAACUUAGAGCCUUUCUUAACAUUCAGGGCCCCCGAAACGAGCAUGUAUUCUCCACCUCUCAGAAGAUGGGUUGACGCUUUCCAAAAUCGAGAAACGAAAGAACAUUUCCGACUAUAGUUGCCCCAUGCAUUGUCUGAUUGACAUCUGCAUGUGUAAAGUAGGUAUAUGGGUG